Saccoglossus kowalevskii is the source of this 609-nucleotide messenger RNA. RefSeq names its product ras-related protein Rab-1B-like. NCBI's taxonomy places the organism in Eukaryota, Metazoa, Hemichordata, Enteropneusta, Harrimaniidae. The record is from RefSeq and is a predicted model, not a curated record. Gene Ontology annotation, molecular function: GTP binding; GTPase activity.
AUGGCGGUGAGCGGAAAACUUGUCUACAAAGUAAUUCUGCUCGGUGAACUCGGAGUCGGAAAAACGUCCCUGUUUAGGAGGUUGCGUGACAACGUUUACGAAGAAACGAUAGCCGUGGCAUCGGGAAUUGACUGUUGUUUUAAAAAGUUUGAAGUCGACGGGGAGCAGAUCAAGUUGAAUAUAUGGGACACUGCUGGCGUUGAACGGUUCCGCACUUUGACCAAGAAUUAUUACCGGGGUGCGCAUGCUGCAAUCUUUGUGUACGCCCUCGACGACCCUUCGUCUAUACAGUACCUCUCUCAAUGGGUAAGAGACGCAAAUGACUACGCCGACGAGGCAACUCGGAUAAUGAUUGGUACGAAGUUAGACACCGCAGUGCUUGUCGAUACUGACACUGUGAAAAACUUUGCGGCUACACACUGUAUAGACCACAUGUUUACUAUUUCUGCAAAAACGGGUGAAGGUGUUGAAGACUGUUUUGUCGAGAUUUCUAGAUUACUACGGGCCCCAAGUAAAGACACACAGAGACUGAUGGCAUAUAUGCACAAUGUGGACUUAAACGAAGGCGUGUCACCCAAUGAGAAGAAGCUGUUUGGAUGUUGCAGCUGA